Molecule: messenger RNA, 2134 nt
Organism: Zingiber officinale
Lineage: Eukaryota; Viridiplantae; Streptophyta; Magnoliopsida; Zingiberales; Zingiberaceae
Product: probable protein phosphatase 2C 23
Exons: 4
Coding region: 90-2009 (639 amino acids)
Biological process (GO): protein dephosphorylation
Molecular function (GO): protein serine/threonine phosphatase activity
Source: RefSeq, a predicted model, not a curated record
AGGAAUGAGAGUUUUCUUUAAACUAUUUUAAUGUCAACUCUCCAUUCUUCUCCUUCUCCAUUUUUCUCUGCCGCUCUGUCCAGAGUCCGAUGCUCCUCCCGCCGGCCGCCGUGAUCUCUCUUUCCACUUCGAUGGGUAAACGCAAGGAAGAAUUCGGCAGUGGUCGCCCAGAUGGAGGUGGCGCGGCCGCCGUCGCAUCUGAGGCCUUCUACGAGGGGCUCGGCCACUCUUUCGUCUUCGUUGGCUCCGACGUGCCCCAGCUUUCCCGGCCCGUCUCCGACUCCUUCCGAAUCAACCACAGCGACGAUGGCGGGGGAAGCGCUUCCAUCCGGUUGAUAUCCGGCGCAGCGGUCAGCGCCAACGUGACCACGCCGCUAUCGACGGCGCCGCCCUUCCAACGCAACGACCUCGCUUGCCCCUCCUCCGCUUCCUUCGAGAGCUCCUCCUCGUUCGCCUCGAUUCCCCUGCAGCCACGGUUGUCGGGAUCGUUCUCCGGCGCUAUCCACAACUUCAACUCCGGGCCCCUCGAUCGCGACUUCCACUCUGGCCACCUCGAUCGCCGUCCCUCCACCUCCUCCUCCUCUGGCCACAACUACCGCACUCUGUCCCAGCGCGUCGCCGACCUCCAGCGGCGCAAUUUCCUCCGAUGCAUCACCGAACGCAUAGCCCGCGCCGCCUCCAAGUUCAUCUGCAUCGCACAAACGCCCGAAGCCAAUCCCGGUUAUAGUCCCUCGAAGGAACCGCCUCGGACCACAAUCGCCGUCAAAGGAGCGGCCUAUCCGGACUCCACCACCGAACUCAGCAGCAAUUCGACCACCAUCCGCAGUAGCGGCAACGAGCACACCAACUUCGACUCCAUUGGCGACGAAUCCGACUCGUACGACGGCGCGAACGCCCACGCGCAUUGGGCGCAGGGGAAGGCCGGCGAGGACAGGACGCACGUGAUCGUGUCGGAGCAGCACGGGUGGGUGUUCGUCGGCAUCUACGACGGCUUCAACGGCCCCGACGCCACCGAAUACCUGCUCGCCAACCUCUACAGAUCCAUCCAGAAGGAGCUCAAGGGGCUGCUCUGGGACGACAAGCCCCAAACCGCCGGCGCCCACCAGGUGCUCGACGAAAUGCCCGACCCAGAAAUUUCGCACCCAAACAACAAGCCCACCUCCCGCGGUGGCGCGGUGGACCACAGGGCGGUGCUGAAGGCGCUCUCGCGGGGGCUGAGGACGGAAGAGGCGUUCCUGCAGAUGGCCGACGAGAGAGCGGCAACCAACCCGGAGCUGGCACUGAUGGGCUCCUGCGCGCUGGUGAUGCUGAUGAAGGGCGAGGGCGUGUACCUGAUGAACGUCGGCGACAGCCGCGCCGUGCUCGCCCGGCGGGCGGACCCCGACCUCUGGAGCUUGGUCGGGAAGGCCACGCAGGGGCUGAGGGAGGAGACGCUGAAGUACCUCGAGUCCUACGACGACGAGGAGCUGGUGGCGCUGCAGCUCACCACGGAUCACAGCACCUCCAACGCCGAUGAACUGAGAAGAAUCAGAAGUGAGCACCCUGAUGACCCAGCCGCCAUUUUCAACGGCAGAGUGAAGGGAUCGUUGAAGGUUACCCGGGCUUUUGGAGCAGGGUAUCUCAAACAGCCAAAAUGGAACAUUGCGCUGCUGGAGGCAUUCAGGAUCGACUACAAAGGCAACUCGCCUUACAUCACUUGCAAUCCCUUCCUCUGCUACCACAAAGUGGGGCCCAAGGAUAAGUACCUCAUCCUCUCCUCCGACGGCCUCUACCAGUACUUCACCAACAAGGAAGUGGUAGCCCAACUUGAAAUGUUCCUUGCGGCGAAUCCAGACGGUGAUCCGGCCCAGUAUUUGGCCCAAGAAGCGUUGUAUCGGGCCGCCGACAAAGCCGGGAUGGAGCUCGAUCAAUUGCUUGGCGUGCCACAAGGAGACAGGAGAAAAUACCAUGAUGAUGUUUCCAUCAUCAUCAUCUCCUUGGAAGGAGCCAUGUGGCAGUCCUGCCUGUAAAUCAUGAAUGGAGAUUAAUUAAUUAAUUAAUUUAUAGUUAAUAUGAAGAUAAAUCCGAAGUUAAUCAGUGUUCAUAUUAGUUAGUUUUGAGAACCAGUUGCAAUUCUUUGCUUCUUGAUGUAUAC